AUGCUUUCUUCCAUUCCCGUUACCGUACCUUUGUUCCCUGGUCAAGGGUCUUCAGCUGGUGCCCUAGCCUUGGCUCUUCAGCAGGCCCUCCGUGACAUCCGUUCACCAUCUGGCCAUUUACUUUUGGCUGCAUGCCACGAGACUUUUCUUGCAGAGCUAUCGAAGCUAUCAGAAGAUGAGCUCAUCGAAACCAACAUUUCCCUCGCCGAUUUCGAGGAUGCUACCUCCCUUCUAUCAUCUUUGCCUCUUUACAAGAACAAUCCCAUCAUUUGGAGCAUCUCCCUCUUCCUCGUUCAAGCUCUGAGGUACCUUGCCCAUUUCUCAAGCGCACCCAACCACAGUCUUGGCGUGUCUGGCUUCUCCUCAGGAAUCAUCACCGCAUGCGUGGUGGGAGCUUCAACCAGUGUCAUCACCUUCAUGUCAAAUUCAGUAGAGGCAUUUCGCCUAGCAUUUUGGAUCGGCAUGCGAUCUAUGCAAUAUAGAACCAAAGAGCUUCAAUCUGCCUUGGGCUUUCCUGACACAGGACUCCCUUGGAGUGUCGUUUGUGUCGGCUUGAGUAGAGACGAUGUCUUGGGCUUCAUCUCCGAUUUCGAAUCCAAGAUGCACAGCACGUCACCGUUUCGGGUCGUCCUGAUAUCCUAUCGCGUUUCUCGUCCUCAAUUUCAAUUUCCAAGUCCUGCUACAAUUCAUCCAACAACUGUAGAUGCUUUAUAUCACGCACGCACCCUCCACAAUGUCCGCGACCAAGUCUUGGCUGAUAUCGGAACAUAUUCAAUCCGCUUUCCCGAUUUUUCCAACCUUAGAUUUCCCGUGUUUUCGACCGUCUCUGGGAAGCAUUUGUUGCCGAGUUCUCAGCACUCCACUCUUGUUGACGCAGUCCUUGACAUGAUAAUCAUGUCUCCUGUAGACUGGGUGUCUGUGGCACAGGGGCUUGGUAGUUCGGUACCGGCCGAUGCUCCCACGCAAGUAUUAAACUUCGGCCCUAGCUCUGGUCUUCUCCGAAUACUGGAGAAAUCACUCUCAUCAAACAAGAAUGUUACUUGUACGGAUGUGGCCGUUAGCGCUUCCAGUAUCCCUGAUACUCCGAAGGAGAAUGAUUUCAAACAAGAGCCGAUAGCAAUCAUCGGGAUGGCACUUCGCUUGCCUGGUGGUGCAAGAACCGCGGACGAGCUCUGGGAACUUCUUGAGCAAGGAAUCAAUACCAUUUCUGAGAUCCCAUCAGACCGUUUCCAAUUAGAGCGCUACACAUCUGCCGACGCUAAAAGCGGCCGUGGAAUGAAGGCUCAUACCGCAAAUUUCAUAGAUUGUGUUGACGAGUUCGACUACAAAUUCUUCAAGGUAUCGCCAAGGGAAGCAAAGAGCAUGGAUCCACAGCAAAGAGUUCUUCUGCACACUGCUCAUGACGCCCUUGAGAACGCUGGUUAUGUUCCAGAUGCUACCCCGUCUUUCCAGCGUGAUAGCUUUGGUUGUUUCAUCGGUACCGCAACCCAUGAUUAUGCAGACAAUUUACGGGAGAAUAUCGAUGUGCAUUACAGCACAGGAACCCUGAAAGCUUUCCUUAGUGGGCGCAUAUCGUACGCAAUGCAACUUGGCGGUCCUUCCAUGACUAUCGAUACUGCUUGUUCAUCGUCAAUUGUCGCAAUCCAUACAGCCUGUCGUUCACUUGUUAAUGGGGAUUGCAAGGCUGCAAUUGCAGGUGGAGUCAACACUAUGUCGAGUCCGGAUAUGUUCAUUGGCCUGGAUCAUGGUCAUUUCCUCAGCCCGACCGGCCAGUGCAAAUCUUUCGAUGCAUCGGCUGACGGCUACUCUCGAUCAGAAGGAUGCUCUCUCUUCGUUCUCAAACGUCUAUCAGAUGCAGUUGCAGAGAACGACGAUAUUCUCGGUGUCAUCCGUGGUAUUGAUCUCAAUCAGAGUGGGCUGGCGCAUUCAAUCACCCACCCCCACGUACCUUCCCAGGUUUCUCUGAUGAACAGGCUCCUAAAGAACUCCGGAAUCGAUGCAUCACGCGUCAGUGUCGUAGAAGCGCAUGGUACUGGCACCCAGGCUGGAGACUUUGCCGAGCUCCAGAGUAUCCGUGCCGUUCUUUGCCGUGCUCGCGAUAGCGAAAACCCCCUUCAUGUCACUUCGAUUAAAGCCAACAUCGGUCACUUGGAAGCUGCUUCUGGUGCUGCUGGACUCGCCAAACUUUUACUCAUGUUCCAACAUGAAACAAUUCCUGCUCAAAUCUCCCUUAAGAUAAUCAACCCACGUAUCACACCGCUAGCCCAGGAUAAUACUGUCAUCGACACGGUUCCCACGCCGUGGGUACGCGGAUCGUCGCCUCGCAUGGCGCUGCUCAACAACUUUGGAGCAUCAGGUUCAAAUGGGGCACUCAUAGUGGAGGAGUAUCCAAAGGAAGAGAAAGCUCCAGCUAGUGGCACAUCCUACGUCUUUGGUAUCUCUGCCAAAUCUCGCGAGGUUCUCGAAACUCUCCGCUCCAGCUACUACCGGUGGCUCCACGACGGCAGAAAUAAGUCAGUUCCCAUUAGCGACAUCGCGUAUACUGCCACGGCAAGAAGACAGCUGUACCCUUUCAGAAUUUCAGUUGACGUAGGGAGCAAGGCACAGCUUGUCCAGGCUCUUGCAAGCGCUGAGGUAUCUCAUGCCGAGGGAACUUUCGGUCAAGUUGUCUUUGUCUUCUCUGGACAAGGCAGCUAUUACCGUGGCAUGGGGAAACUCCUCUAUUCGUCCUCUCCGGUCUUCCAGCGCUGCAUUGACAGAUGUCACCGAUACCUCGUGUCCAAAGGCUUUGCAGGUAUCCUUCCAAGCAUUGUUGGAGAACCCGCAGAUAGUGGAUCGGAUGAGAUGGAAGAGUUUGAAGCGUCUCAAACUUCAACGAUGGCGCUAGAAGUCGCGUUGGCAACAUUAUGGAUACAUUGGGGUUUGACGCCUGCCACAGUCGUUGGGCACAGUCUCGGUGAAUACGCUGCUCUAGUCAUCGCUGAGGUGCUCUCGCUCGAGGCAGCCUUGUUUUUGGUCGCAUCACGUGCUCGUCUCACAUGGCGUGGUUGUGUGCCGGGUUCAACAGGCAUGUUGGCUGUCAGGCUCGGGGAGCAACAAAUCAAUACCGUUUUGAAAUCUGGGUCAUACUCGGAUCUCUCUGUCGCUUGCGUCAACAGUGAUCGUGCAUGUGUCGUUUCUGGCCCACUGUCUCAGCUGCACGCUCUGACCGAGGAGUUGGCAUCUACGGGAGGCAAGGCCCGUCUCCUUGACGUUCCCUAUGGAUAUCACAGCAAAGCAAUGGACUCGGUUCUGGAUGAUCUUACCCAGCUAGCACGCACUAUACCCUUGUCUUCUCCAAAGGUGGCCGUUGGUUCUACCGUCCUUGGAAGACUUGUUCCCGCAGGAGACACUUCGACCUUCGACGCAACCUAUUUCUCUUCGCAUUUCCGUCAGCCUGUUCUUUUUGCCCCCACCAUCGACACCCUGUGUAAGAACCCCUCGCUGUCACAGAUAGAUGCUUGGAUCGAGAUGGGACCCCAAGCGUCAUGCUUGUUGAUGAUACGGGCCUGUGCGUCUGCUCCCAGCGCAGCAGCGGUAUUGCCUUCAUUGAGCAAAAAUGAUAACGCCACUCUUGCCUCCAGCCUAUCCCAGCUCUACAGAACCAAUGCUCCUGUGAACUGGCGCAACGUCUUUUCGGAGCUGUCCCCAGCGACCUGCGCUGAUCUGCCACCAUAUCCACUCGAGAGGAACAAAGUUUGGGUACCAUACAAAGAACCUUCCUAUGAAUCUUCAUCACCUCAAACCGUGGCACCAGCACGAAGCACAGCGCCGUCACAAACCAUCGCACCAUCAAAAACCACGGCACCAGCACCAACACGAAGCGCGGCACCAGCACGAAGCACGGAACCAGCACGAAGCACAGCGCCAUCACAAAGCAUUGCAAAAGCCGAUAUGAUAUCUAACUAUACCAUGCUGGGGUGGUGGGUGCAGUACCCAUCGCGCGGGAACGGCAACUCGGCCAGUUUCGAUACUCCCAUCGAAGUUUUAGCUCCGUUUAUUGAAGGACACAAGGUUGCAGGGAACUACCUAUGCCCAGCGUCAAUCUACCUUGAACAAGUUCUUUCGGGCGCAGAUCUUUCACGGCGUCAUCUGAACCUCGAUUUCGGGAAGAAUGUAGCUGUCAUCCGAGGAGUCAAUUUUGAGAAACCACUUGUUUACCAUCCCCAAGUCAAUCGGGUCGUCCGCACGCAUAUCACCAUUAAAGAAGACGGUACUGGUCUCUUCAAUAUAACAUCCAGACUGCAAUCUUCUUCGGAUGAAUCGGUUCACGUCCGCGGAGAAAUACGCUUCCAAUCCUCCAAGGAGACUGCUGCUAAUCUUGACGGUGAAUUCAGCCUCAUUCCCGCGCUUGGCGCUUCAGAGAUCGGUUCGCGGAAGGAAGGUCAAGCAGAGGUCUAUACCACUCGAACGCUAUAUGAAGUUGUCUUCCCUCGUGUUGUUGAAUACUCCGCCAAGUAUCACACGAUCCAGUCUCUGACUGCCAGCCCGAAUGGACUGGAUGGUGUAGCGCAGAUCAAGCUUCCAGAUGCCCCACGACUCCCUUUCGCCUCCAAUCCCAUUUUCGCCGACACCCUCCUCCAUACCGCUGGAUUCCUAGCAAAUACGCAAGGCGAUAUCGGUGACGCUUAUAUCUGCAGCGAGGUCGGAUCAUUCCAGAUGCUCCCCGAGUUCAUUGAUCAAGAUCAAAAAUACACUGUUCAUGUUCGCGGGUCGUGGACGUCCUUUGAACAAGCCGUUCUCACCGAGGCUUUUGCUGUCCAAGAACAAGCGCCUCAUCGUGUUGUUGCGCAUAUGAAAGGCAUUCAAUUCAAGCGCGUCCGCAUGAAGGGUCUUGCUCGCGCGUUGGCAAAUGCAGCAGACUCCCCCCCUGCGCAGACACGCGACCGAACCAAUUCAACCAGUAACUCCAGCAGGCCAUCUUCACCGGAAACCCUAGUGUCUGAGGAUGACGCACGCAUCCGCAUCAAAGAUGUCAUUGCGCAGGUGCUCGGCCUUCCGACUACCGAUAUACAAGAUCACUCCGACUUCAAAUCGCUCGGCCUUGACUCCCUCAGUUCAUUAGAAGCUCUCCACGCGCUCAAAACCGAUCUCAAAGUUGACCUUCCUCACGACGCGUUCGAAUCUUAUUCCACAAUUGCAGCAUUGAGCGCUUUCCUCGAGAAGUCCCACCCCUCUGAGAAGUCCGUGGAAAGAACCUCCGACAAGUCCUUGGAAAGAUCACAACCGCCGCCAGCUAGAUCCGCUGAGUCGACAGAAACGGUAUCUGAUAGUGACAUCCGCAUCCGCAUCAGAGGUAUCAUUGCGGAAGUACUUGGCCUUCCGCUUUCUGAUGUAGAGGAUGACUCCGACUUCAAAGCGCUCGGCCUUGACUCCCUCAGUUCAUUAGAGGCUCUCCAUGCGCUCAAAGCCGACCUCAAUAUCGACCUCCCUCACGACGCAUUCGAAUCUCAUGCCACAAUUGCAUCAUUGAGCUCUUUUUUUGAUAAAUCUUCCUCCCCCAAGAAGUCCUCGGAAAGGGCUCCCCAGAAGCCACCACAACCACCGCCAGCUAGAUCCGUUAAGUCGGCAGACACAGUAUCUGAUGGUGACAGAAGCAUCCGCAUCAGAGGUAUCAUUGCGGAAGUACUUGGCCUUCCGAUCUCUGAUGUAGAGGAUGACUCCGACUUCAAGUCGCUCGGCCUUGACUCUCUCAGUUCAUUAGAGGUUCUACAUUCGCUGAAAGCCGACCUCAAUAUCGACCUCCCUCACGACGCAUUCGAAUCUCAUUCCACAAUCGCAUCCUUGAGUGCUUUUUUUGAUAAGCCUUCCUCCCCCAAGAAGUCCUCAGGAAGAUCCUCGGCGAGAACAUUACAGCCCGCAUCGUUUGAUACUCCAAGGACGAAGCCGCUGUCCCGCUACUUCUUAUUCACGACGGCAGCUGGCUUAAUAAACCAUUAUAGUCGUAUGACGCCGUUACAACGUGACGUCUUUGCUCUCUCGAAUCCCUGUCUGAUUACCGGUGGAAAAUGGGAGAGUGUUGAGCAGAUAGCAGAAUCCUACGCCAAAGCCGUUUUGGGUGCGAAAACAGAUCGGAUCAUCAUUGGCGGGUGGUCAUUUGGUGGCGUGGUAGCCUUCGAAACCGCCAAGAGGCUUGCUCAGAAUGGCGUCCGUGUCCAUGGCAUCGUUCUCAUCGACUCUCCUUGUCCUGGCAAACACGUGCCCCUUUCAUCAUCAGUCAUAGACCACGUCACGAGGGCACACUCCGGAGGAAUUGAUUCAGGGACCAUAAGUCUUGUCGCGGAACAAUUUAAAGAAAGCUCGCGACUCCUUUCUGUCUACGAUCCAUCUCGUCAAGGAAAGCUUGAAGUUCCGAUAGUUCUCCUUCGCUCGUCUGAGGGGUAUGCUCCUCCGGGUUUGGACGUUCCCAAAUGGUUGCAAUAUCGUGGAAGUGAAAGUGCCGUCGUUGGCGAAUGGGAAGCCCUCACACAGUCCCCUGUAAAAACUUGGUCAAUUCCAGGUGACCAUUUCUCACCUUUCAAUCCCGAAAACAUUGGACAAACAUCUCAGCAGCUCAAGGAUGCGUGUCAGUUCGUGGAAAGGCUAUAAAGGAUACCAUGUGCUUUUGAUUUCAUUUGCUCCAUACCACUUUAGAUUUUGUUUGUGUAUAGAUCUCUUUUCUUUUUCUGGAUCACGACCCUUUUGCUUGCAUCUCACAUUUUCCUUGGUCAUUUUGCAUCUCUGUAUCUAUAUAGCCAGUUGACUGUCACGCGACUGUUCUGUCAAUAAAUCAA
Messenger RNA from Suillus subalutaceus, 6812 nucleotides. Its product is annotated as polyketide synthase. The coding region runs from base 1 to 6627 and encodes 2208 amino acids. Gene Ontology annotation, biological process: secondary metabolite biosynthetic process; fatty acid biosynthetic process. The transcript has 9 exons. The record is from RefSeq and is a predicted model, not a curated record. Gene Ontology annotation, molecular function: fatty acid synthase activity; 3-oxoacyl-[acyl-carrier-protein] synthase activity; phosphopantetheine binding. Lineage: Eukaryota; Fungi; Basidiomycota; Agaricomycetes; Boletales; Suillaceae.